This is a messenger RNA of Mizuhopecten yessoensis (Yesso scallop), 784 nucleotides long. RefSeq names its product Williams-Beuren syndrome chromosomal region 27 protein-like. Gene Ontology annotation, molecular function: S-adenosylmethionine-dependent methyltransferase activity. The record is from RefSeq and is a predicted model, not a curated record. The transcript has 6 exons. Bases 25 to 696 code for a protein of 223 amino acids. NCBI's taxonomy places the organism in Eukaryota, Metazoa, Mollusca, Bivalvia, Pectinida, Pectinidae.
AGUUGUUUUCUUAGAGAACUCAAUAUGAACGCAACCGAAUCCUGUGACAAGAUGGGAGUGAACUGCAAGAUUAAAGACGUAUAUACCCCUGGACGGACCAAGGAAGAGGUCAUAGACAGCUACAACAAUUGGGCGGAUACAUACGAACAUGAUCUCAAUCCAGAUAAAUUUAGAGGUCCUGUAUUGGCGGCCAACGAAUGCUGUGCCGUUAUACAAGAAAAGAACAGAACGAGUGCCUUGGUACUCGAUGUGGCUGCUGGAACAGGAUUCCUUGGCAAAGAGCUGCACCAAAAAGGCUUCAAAAAUCUUCAUGCAUUGGAUCCAUCGACAGAAAUGUUAGAGAAGGCCAGUGCUAAGAACGUCUAUCAGAAGUUCAUCAUCAAGUUUAUAUCUGAGGAAGAGGAACUCCCAGUAAACGCUGAUACCUAUGACAUUGUGGUAUCAUCUGGAGGAAUGGGUCAAGGUCACAUUCCGGCAGGAGCAUUAUUGGAAAUGUUAAGAAUCACCCGAAAAGGUGGGUACAUUAUCUGGUCGAUGCGGGAGGAAUAUCUGAGAGAUCCGGAAUACGACGGGGUACUAGAGGUCUUGAUUAAUAACAUGGAGGAAUCAGGGAAAUGGAGUAAAAUAAAGAAAAGUGUGAUUCCUAAUUAUUAUGAAGAAAAAGAAGGUGCAUUGUUUGUGUUUAAGAAAUUAUAAAUGUACAUGACCUUCAAGUCAUAUUGGAUAUAUGUAAAAAAAAAGGUCAAUUUUACUCGAUACUGACAAUAUUAAGCAUUUAAAUAUG